CCGCCGCCACAGGCCGCUCGCUCGGUCGUGACAACAGCAACAACAACAACAAUAACAACAACGCCAAAACCAGCAGCAAGAAUAACGCCAAGUCGGUGAGCGCUGAACUUGGCACCUCCUCGCGUCUUGGCGGGUUCAGCGGCAAUUCGCCGUCAGACCGCUGGGGCACCGGUGGUGGUGGUGGCGGCGGCGGCGGCGCGGAGGCUGAGGCGACCGACGCGGCCCCACCGCCGUGGAGCAACGACGCCGGCUUCUCCGACCGCCCGUUUCAAGAUGUUGCGCGGCACUUCAAGAUGCUUGAGGGGGAGUUUACCGUCAUUGGCGAACACCUGCGGCAGAUAUCCACGCAUGUGCUACAGCUCAACGACAUCGCGGAGCGGGUGCGGAAUACGGGAUCCAAUCGCGGCCCAUGA
Molecule: messenger RNA, 413 nt
Organism: Trypanosoma grayi
Lineage: Eukaryota; Euglenozoa; Kinetoplastea; Trypanosomatida; Trypanosomatidae
Exons: 1
Source: RefSeq, a predicted model, not a curated record